Colletotrichum phormii is the source of this 1335-nucleotide messenger RNA. RefSeq lists its product as uncharacterized. NCBI's taxonomy places the organism in Eukaryota, Fungi, Ascomycota, Sordariomycetes, Glomerellales, Glomerellaceae. The transcript has 2 exons. The coding region runs from base 371 to 1135 and encodes 254 amino acids. The record is from RefSeq and is a predicted model, not a curated record.
UGGAAAUGGCGGCGACAGGCUUGCUAUCUGCUUCGGCUGGAGGCUCGCCUUCCUCAACUCGACACUCGACGCUGUUAGGGCAGGUUCUCAUAAUUUUCACCUUCCGCGUAGGAGCACCACAUUGAGAAGCUCACUUACCUCUGACUACCUAGGCGCAUCCGUCACAGACUCGCCGACUUGGAAUCUCCAGAUCCAUCGUCCACCCUCCUCAGCAUCCCGUAUUUCGCUUGACUUGAAGCAACGGAACAUCACAUCACUACGAGUACAUGUACCUACCAGUAUACCCUUCAUCGGCAUCCUCCUCGACCACACCGGCGCCGUUACCGUCCUGACGGCGCUCAUCACUGCCAAAGGUUCGCCGAUAGACACAAUGGCAGAUUGCGGAGCCGGUGCCAUCUCUGCUGCUUCGACGUUCGCACCGCCGACCAUGAUACACUUUCCUACCAACAGUGGAUCCAGGAGUCAGGGCCUCUUUGCGACCUUGGAGAGGCUGCAGUCCCACUCCAGCCGGAGCAUGGAAUCGAUGAAAGAGAAACAGGCCAAACCCGUGCCGCGUGUGAAGUCGCCGCAAGGUGUGCGGACGUCGAGGGCAUCGACCGAGUCCCGGGGGCCCUUUUCUUCCAAAGAGGACCUAGAUAUCGACGUUGACGAUGUAGAGGACCUGGAGCUGCCACCGAAUGUCUUGGCGGGUGAUUGGGAUUCUUCGGCACAGCCAUCUUCUGGUUCUGAGCAGCAGCACCCUCGGCGCCGUGCCAGCAAGAAGCCAAAGAAGAGGGCGGCGAGGAAGGAGCAGAAGAAGAGAGGGUUUCGGGCUAGACUUCGACGGUUUCUUGGUCGGGAUGGGGACAAGAGCAGGGGUGGUCACGAGUCACCAUACAGCCACAGGCAGACGACACAAAACAUGCAGAGCGAGGAGUCAGGGCUGUCUGAUCUGCAAGAUGCCAUGGCAGAGCAGGAUCCUCAACCAGCCAAGGCUGACCUGUCUUCACCGAAGGGGAGUACGCCUCAAUCCAGCUGCCGCAACAUUCUCAGAGACGCCCUCGCACAACAUCGAGUCGAGGAAAAGGAGGAGCCGACCGAUAAACCGAAGGAAGCUGGCCAAUCCACGGAAAAUGGAGAUACGACGAAGCAAUGAGCGGCUUUCGGUCAAUAGCUCAACACGCCUUGAUAACGGAGAUUGGUAAAUAGCAGUACGGAGCUGUUGGGCGCAUUUGCGACAAUGCCCGUAAAGAAGCUCCAAGGUCCUGUCGGUCUGCUCCCGGUGUGGAUGAAUAGCGUAAGUUGGUACAUCUUCGUAUAGAUGAUUCCUUCUGGUGGACCUCAUUCCAAUCCUAA